This is a messenger RNA of Numida meleagris (helmeted guineafowl), 4558 nucleotides long. It is a transcript of the gene MAP4K5, whose product is annotated as mitogen-activated protein kinase kinase kinase kinase 5. Bases 609 to 3236 code for a protein of 875 amino acids. Gene Ontology annotation, molecular function: ATP binding; MAP kinase kinase kinase kinase activity. Gene Ontology annotation, biological process: protein phosphorylation. The transcript has 33 exons. The record is from RefSeq and is a predicted model, not a curated record. Lineage: Eukaryota; Metazoa; Chordata; Aves; Galliformes; Numididae.
UACGCAUCGAUAAGAUCCCCCUCAGCCUUUUCUUCUCCGGGUGCACAGCCCCUCAUCCCCAUCGGGAUGUGCCCCAGGCCUCCGCCAUCUCAGCAGAUCCCCGUCUGCCUGGAGCUGGGGAGCCCCGCGCUCCAGACGCGGCCUCCCCAGGGCAGAGCAGAGCAGAGCGGAGCCGAGGAGCUCGCCCGUGGCCCUGCUGGCCGAGCUCUGCGCAACGCAGCCCUGUGAGGGCGGGCGCCGUGUUACCGCGCCCGGGGGAGGAGGAGGCGGCCGGGGAGGGCCGCGAGUUCGGAUCCGGCCGCGCCGUGGCGCUGCGGAGUCGCGGAGACGCUGUGCAGUGCCGUCCCGUCCCGUCUCGUCCCGGCGCGGCGCGGUGCGUGCGUGGGGCCGCGGCGGGAGCAGGAAGGAGGAGAAGGGAGGAGAAGGGAGGAGGAAGGAGGCGGCAGCGCGGCGUUCCCUCAGCGCCGGGACAAAGGGCCGCGCAGCCGCGGCCGAGACCCCUCCCCGGGCGGGGAGGCACUUCCCGGCGCCGCAGCCAUGAGGGCCGAGGGCCGGCGGCCGCGCUAGCAGCAGCCCCGAGAGGAGGGCGGCCCGCGGGGCCCGCCGCCAUGGAGCGGCCGAGCGGGGACAUCAUGCGGCGGAACCCGCAGCAGGACUACGAGCUGAUCCAGCGCGUGGGCAGCGGCACCUACGGCGACGUCUACAAGGCUAGAAAUCUUCAUACUGGAGAACUGGCUGCUGUAAAAAUAAUCAAGUUAGAGCCUGGGGACGACUUUUCGUUAAUCCAGCAGGAAAUAUAUAUGGUAAAAGAAUGCAAACAUUGCAACAUCGUCGCUUAUUUUGGGAGCUAUCUCAGCCGUGAAAAGCUGUGGAUAUGCAUGGAGUACUGCGGCGGGGGAUCCCUCCAAGAUAUCUACCACGUAACUGGACCUCUGUCAGAGUUACAAAUUGCAUACGUUUGCAGAGAAACUUUGCAGGGUCUUGCUUAUUUGCAUAUGAAGGGCAAAAUGCACAGAGAUAUAAAGGGUGCAAAUAUUCUGCUAACAGACCACGGAGAUGUCAAGCUAGCUGACUUUGGUGUAGCAGCAAAAAUAACAGCCACCAUUGCGAAGAGGAAAUCAUUUAUCGGUACCCCUUACUGGAUGGCCCCCGAGGUUGCGGCGGUGGAGAAGAACGGCGGCUACAACCAGCUGUGCGACAUCUGGGCCGUCGGCAUCACAGCCAUCGAGCUGGCGGAGCUGCAGCCCCCCAUGUUCGACCUGCACCCCAUGAGGGCUUUGUUCUUAAUGUCAAAAAGUAAUUUUCAACCACCAAAGCUAAAGGAAAAAGCAAAAUGGUCAUCAACAUUCCAUAAUUUUGUCAAAAUAGCACUUACGAAAAAUCCAAAGAAGAGACCAACAGCAGACAGGCUCCUUGCUCAUAGCUUUGUAGGGCAGCCUGGUCUUUCAAGAUCUUUAGCAGUUGAGCUGUUGGACAAAGUUAAUAAUCCUGACAACCACACGCACUGCAGUGAAGUUGAUGAUGAUGAUUUUGAGCCUCAUUCUGUCAUUCGCCAUACGAUUCGUUCUACAAACAGGAAUGUUAGGGCAGAAAGAACGGCAUCAGAGAUCAACUUUGAUAAGCUCCAGUUUGAGCCUCCUCUGCGGAAAGAAACAGAAGCUCGGGAUGAAAUGGUUGUGGCAGCUGGCACCGACUUUGCUUCGCACUGGAAUCCUUUUGUUGAAGGUGGAAGCAGCAAGGGACUGCUUGCAAAACUUGGCGAUGGGAGCGAAGAUGUUGAAGAGUCAACCCUAAAGCGAGCAGGGCCACCUCCACUGCCCCCUAAGCCAAGAAUAAACAGCUACCCUGAGGAAAACCUCCCGGAUGAUGAGAAAUCUCAGACGAUAAAACACUUCCCCGACUCACAGAACAGAGCCCCACCAGCUCAUAGGAGGCAGAGUAUUCCUGUCUGUGGGCCUCAGGCUGAUUCUUCCCCCAUUGGUAUGACCAGCAGCAUCAGUAGCCCAGGAUUGCUCACAGCUAGAUACAGCGACUUGGGAAAUGGGGACGGCAUGUUGAAACUGAUAGAGGAAAAUGCAGAAGGAUCCGGACAAAUCCCUCAGCUGCCACGUAAAAAAGAGAAAAGAGAUUUUCCAAAGCCAGCAAUCAAUGGUUUGCCACCAACGCCAAAGGUGCUGAUGGGAGCGUGUUUUUCCAAAGUCUUUGAUGGUUGCCCUUUGAAGAUUAAUUGUGCAACAUCGUGGAUUCAUCCAGAUACUAAAGAUCAGUACAUCAUCUUCGGAACAGAAGAAGGUAUCUAUACUUUGAAUUUGAAUGAACUUCACGAGGCAACGAUGGAACAGCUCUUUCCCCGAAAGUGCACCUGGCUGUAUGUUAUCAAUAACACCUUAAUGUCCUUGUCAGGGAAAACGUUCCAGCUCUACUCCCAUAAUUUGAUAGCUUUGUUUGAACAAGCCAAAAAAACAGGACUGGCUGCUCACAUUCAAACCCAUAGGUUUCCUGACAAAAUAUUGCCAAGGAAGUUUGCCUUAACGACAAAGAUUCCUGACACAAAAGGAUGUCACAAAUGCUGUAUAGUAAGGAAUCCAUACACAGGACACAAGUACCUCUGCGGUGCGUUGCAGUCUGGCAUCGUUCUGCUGCAGUGGUACGAGCCAAUGCAGAAAUUCAUGUUAAUUAAGCACUUUGAUUUUCCUUUGCCGAGCCCUCUGAACGUCUUUGAGAUGCUGGUGAUCCCAGAGCAGGAGUACCCGAUGGUCUGCGUCGCUAUCAGCAAGGGCACGGAGCCCAACCAGGUCGUUCACUUCGAGACAAUCAACUUGAACUCUGCUUCUUCGUGGUUUACAGAGAUCGGUGCAGGCAACCAGCAGCUGGAUGCCAUUCACGUGACACAGCUGGAAAGAGACACCGUGCUGGUCUGCCUGGACAAAUUUGUGAAAAUAGUGAAUUUACAAGGGAAACUGAAGUCAAGCAAGAAGUUGGCCUCCGAGCUGAGCUUCGAUUUCUGCAUCGAGUCAGUGGUGUGCCUUCAGGACAGCGUGCUGGCCUUCUGGAAACACGGCAUGCAGGGCAAGAGCUUCAAGUCAGAUGAAGUUACCCAGGAGAUAUCAGAUGAAACCAGGGUUUUUCGCUUACUGGGCUCAGACAGAGUGGUGGUGCUGGAAAGCAGGCCGACCGAGAACCCGACCGCACACAGCAACCUCUACAUCCUGGCCGGCCACGAGAACAGUUACUGAGCAGCAGGGACCCGACGCAAACGGCAGCGAAUUCACCGGGAGAGGGCAAAGGAGCGUUAGGAAACUCCGUGCAUGGGGGACUGUGACUCUGUCUUCUCUUGACACCUAAAUUGUGCUGUUUUCAGGUGGAAAUCAAUACAUUUUUUGCAGCUGGGAACAGCUGGUUCUGUCUCUUGCCACUGUGUGGUUGGUUAUGUCAAGUUUGCUUAAUAAAAGCUAUGGAAUAAGUAGCCCUUUACUCGUUAGCGUAGGGAAACGGAGCCUUUAAAAUAAUGUUAUUCAGUAAAGGUGCCAUAAACUGUUAAUUAUUUUACUUCCCUCGGGUUUUCCGUGUAUUCUGUAGAUACAGACCUAGUGCUGGCUGUUUCCCUGUUUUAUACCGAGUCUUAAUUAAAAAAAAACCAAUUUGUGUAGGGAGUGAAAGCAUCCACGGAGCUUUUUGGUUUUAAACCUGCCAUGCGGGAUGGCUUUGUACUAUAGACUAUUUAAUCCUUAUUUAUUAAUCUGCUGCUAGGAUGGUGUCACGGAUCUAACUUUUAGCACAGGAAGGUUGCAGAGCAGCUUACAGGUUUGGUUUGUUUGUUGUUUUUUUUUACCAUUGUAUAAAGAUUUGAUUCUUCUUCUUCUCCUUGUAGAGAUGUAGUGCGUUACCGAGGGCUGUGUCACAGCGUCGGUGGACCUUGUAAAAAUGCAGUUUUGUACAACAAAGGAUUUUGUAUGGGUUUUCUUCCUGCCUGCAGAAUUGCCAUAAAAGGGAUUUUCUUACUUGCUUAGAUGUAGAGGGGGUGUGCACACGAAAUGUAGCGUUGGUGUCGACGUGUUGCUCCCGGGUGGGUGUGUGCCUUACACACCCGUGUGUGUGUGUGUGCAUGUGUACUCAGCUGACGGCGGCGUGUAUUUUUGAUAUCUCUCUCUCUAUAUAUAUAUAUAUAUAUAUUUAUAUAUAUAUAUAAAUGUACAAAAUGUAUAUGCUUUAUUUUCCCAAAUUAAGGGUGGGCCUUGUGACAGGUGGUGGCAACGGCACCUGGACGUCGUCCUUAAUGAAUGGAGGUGCCGUGGAUGGGGCUGCCCGUGACGUGUAGGUUAUUUAUGCUGUUCCCGAGGGGAACGUGGGGCGAGAGCUGAGCUGCAUGGCCGCUGCUCUGCCCUCCUCCUCGUGCCGGGCUUUGGGAGCGCCGCGUUCCCCACGGGCUGGUAUAAAUAAAUACGAUAAGAAGCGCUAUUCUGUACCGAAGCUUUCCGUCACCUCUUCCCUUUUCCCCGUUUUGUCACCCGCGUUUUCUUUUCUCUUUUUAUUUCUCCAUUAAAAAGUCACGUGGGUU